UACGGGAUCAAGUGGUUUUUGCUGUCCGCCAGGAAUACGUGCUGCUUGGAGAUCAGCUGCUGGACUUACGCACUGGUGACGAAAUUGCCAUUAUCCCACCUAUCAGUGGGGGCUAAAGUCAGGAAGACCUUUUCAGAGAUAUCAUGAAUGGAAUUGGAGAUGAACCCAAGGACUUCAUUAAACUGACUGAAGACAAGUUCUCAGCAGAUGAAGUAUCAGCCCUGGUGAUUUCUCCCUGCUGUGGUGCUGUGUCCCUCUUCAUAGGCACUACCAGGAAUAACUUUGAUGGGAAGAAAGUGAAGCACUUAGAAUAUGAAGCGUAUGCACCCAUGGCCGAAGUGAAAAUAAAGAAAAUAUGCACAAAUAUAAGAUUAAAAUGGCCCUCGGUCAGACAUAUAGCAAUACAUCAUAGACUUGGUACGGUUCCCAUUAGCGAAGCGAGUGUGAUCGUGGCGAUCUCGUCUCCUCACAGAGCAGAAUCUCUUGAGGCUGUGCAGUACUGCAUCAAUACUUUAAAAGCAACAGUACCUAUCUGGAAAAAGGAGGUCUAUGAAGAAGAAUAUUCCUGGAAAGAAAACAAGGAGUGCUUUUGGGCUAAGAUGAUCAAGUAGAGCUCUUCCAACUUGUGGAACUGGUUAGUUUUGUUAAAAAAAAUACAGAAGAUAAUUAGCGAAUUGACAGGAAAUCUCAUGAACAAAUGCACAAAUUACUUCAAAGCACCUUUCUGUGUGAAGGCUUGAGUCUUAAGGCUUGAGAUGGAUACACAGUGGAUUUCUUUCUCUCUUUUUUUUUUUUUGGUAAUCAUUCACUGGCAUUUGUCUGGCUUUAAUAGUAGUCUUCUGCAAAUUCUGAAGCCUGCAUUUUGUAGCCUAGAAUGCAGGUAUUUUGCCAGGCAUUUGGUAACCCAGGAUAGCCCAAGCUAGUCUAAUCUCAUCAGAUUUCAGAAGCUAAGCAGGACUGACCCUGGCUGGUAUUUGGAUGGGAAGUCACCAAGGAAUACUAGAGUUGGGACACAGGCAGGCAAUGGCAAACCACCUCUGAACAUCUCUUGCUGUGGAAACCCUACAGGGUUUCUAUAAGUCUAUGACUUGAUGACAGCUUCCCCCCAAAAACACACACACACCAACCCCAAAUUGAAAUCAUGCAUUGCUUUGAUGAAUCUGCGUGAAGAUUCCAGGAUUUUAAUGCAUUUCUUUCCUGGUUUUCCGUUAAAUAUUUUGCAUUAAGUCUUUGAAAUCUUGAGCUGGGUUAGCCCUUUCCCACAAAACCAUUUUUUUUAAAAAAAAUCCUCAUCUAUGUCAUGAACACUACCAAUCCCAUGAGUGAACAUUCAAACAUACCUUUUUUGCCUCACUGCAUGAGCAGCCUUAAGUUUUCCUAGGUCUGAAUAUGGGGAAAUAUAUUACAUAAACUGGUCAGUUGUGGUCAUAACUGGCAAGAAUGCCCAUGAUUGCACUGCUGGUUCUCUGUAGAUUAGAAUAGUUGCCAGCUAUGGAUUUUCUGCUUCAUCCACUAAAAUUCUAUGCUAAUGUACGAAGGGGUAUGUUUGCAUAAGGAUAUAAUAUAUAAAAACAGCAAUACUCAAAAUACCCUUUCACAACACAAUUGGGAAAGAUGAAUGCUUUGAUAUUGGAAAAAUUAGAAUUUACAAUAGAGUUACAAUAGUAAUAGGCUAAGGGGAAAUACAGACAAUUUAGUAUGUGUUCUCCAGACAUGCUGUGAACUACCACUGUGCGGAUAAAUUGAGCAUAAUAUAAUAGAACAGGAAUUCAGUGGCAAAGGCUAACAAAAUAUGCUCUGGUGUAAGUUUUUUGAGUCAGAAUUCACAUCAGAUGUAUCUGAUGAAGUGAGUUUUGACUCCUGAAUGCUUAUGCUGGAAUAAAGUUUUGUAAGUCCAGAUGGAACUAGCCUGUGAGUGAAUGGAGCACUGGUUGCAGGUUUUCAUUUGUCCUUUUCCAUCUAGUCCUUAUUCACUGCUGCCACCUCCUGCUUCACUUGGGAAAUGAGCCACAGGUGAGUGCUUUGUUAAUUUUCCCCAGCUAUUGCCAGAGGAGCAGAGGUGGGAACAAGUGAAUGAAGAAUACUUGUGAAUGUAGCAUGCAGGCUGUUCAUGUGUCGUGUCUGUCUUCUCUCUUAGAAUGUGAGCUUGGGCAUCUCCAGUUGCAUUGGCUUGUUUCGCCACUUCAGCCUUUCAUUUAUAAUAUGUGAAUAAAAAUACUGUUGAGCCGUAUAGGGAUAUUGUAAGGAUAAUUGAGAUAAUGUAUGUGAAGUGUUUUGAACACAUGAAAGACCCAUGGAAAUACUAAGCACAAAUGAACCUUUAGUGUCUCUUGUGGCAGUCUUUGAAGAUCUGAGUUUUAUUAUGCAUUCAGAAUUUACUUUGGUGUCAAAUGAUAUACACUUGCUGUUGCAAUAAAAACCUACUGAAUGGUUUAAUGCAGA
This is a messenger RNA of Heteronotia binoei (common prickly gecko), 2442 nucleotides long. RefSeq names its product molybdenum cofactor synthesis 2 (gene MOCS2). Gene Ontology annotation, biological process: Mo-molybdopterin cofactor biosynthetic process. NCBI's taxonomy places the organism in Eukaryota, Metazoa, Chordata, Lepidosauria, Squamata, Gekkonidae. The coding region runs from base 144 to 611 and encodes 155 amino acids. Gene Ontology annotation, molecular function: molybdopterin synthase activity. The record is from RefSeq and is a predicted model, not a curated record. The transcript is spliced from 5 exons. Gene Ontology annotation, cellular component: cytosol.